AUGCCUCAAAUAGAGAUGACUCCGGCUGAGAUCUUGCAAAAGUUCUACGAUGCCGAAACAAUAUAUAUGGCCGCAUCACCAGAGAAUCGAGACUUCGCCAAUGGAAUGGGCAAGACACUUUCACCAAAUCUCAAACUGUACCAAUCUCCAGAUCUUCCGUACGGAGGUGUCUUUGAAGGCCAUGCCGGGUUUCAGGACUGGAGCCAGAGAAUGGCAUCCUACUUCGACAAGCUAGAGGUCACAGAUCCUCAGGUGUUCGAGCAAGCCGGCAGCGAUGCAGUCAUUGUUGCGAGUACGCUGAAGCUCAGAGUCAGAAAGACGGGAAAGGAUUUGGUCAAUCCACUUCUACAGAAGAUCAGUGUCGAUCGAGAAAAGGGUGUGAUCACGGAGAUCAGGCCGUUUUAUUGGGACGUUAAGGGAUUGAACGAAGCUCUAGGCUUGUAG
Molecule: messenger RNA, 444 nt
Organism: Pseudocercospora fijiensis CIRAD86
Lineage: Eukaryota; Fungi; Ascomycota; Dothideomycetes; Mycosphaerellales; Mycosphaerellaceae
Exons: 2
Coding region: 1-444 (147 amino acids)
Source: RefSeq, a predicted model, not a curated record